This is a messenger RNA of Cloeon dipterum, 2999 nucleotides long. RefSeq names its product angiopoietin-related protein 7-like. The transcript is spliced from 10 exons. The record is from RefSeq and is a predicted model, not a curated record. NCBI's taxonomy places the organism in Eukaryota, Metazoa, Arthropoda, Insecta, Ephemeroptera, Baetidae. The coding region runs from base 1 to 1551 and encodes 516 amino acids.
AUGAUACCUCACACUGGUUGUUUCCCAACGUUGGUGGUCAUUCUGGCGUUUUUGACCGUGUUUGAUGGACACGCAGAGGUUCAAAACAAGUCGAGUGGACCGAGGGAAGACUCGGCCGGCGUGAGAAACGGGAGCCAAGUGAGGAGUCCGUUGUCAAUAGAAUUAGGGUCCAGUGAAGGCCCGCAGGAGGACUGCCUUCGCACGAGUCGCACGAUGAUUGGCGUGUUGUCCAGCCUGCAACGCCUGAGCGACCGGCUGACGGCCAUCCAGACGCUGAGCCAGGAGCAGUCCCGCCGAUUCGAGACCCUGGACUACCGGCUGACCAGAUUGGAGGUGCAGGAGCAGGAGCGGGCCGAGUCCCUGCGCAAGUCGGUGUCCGAGGUGUCCAAGAACAUGCAACAGGCCACCUGGCAGAAUGGACAAAUCGUGUCCACCUUGGAGACCAUCAGACAGGGGCAGGACGAGCACAAACACGCGAUUUCGGUGCUGGCCGCCAACCCACCGGAGACCAAAGUCAGCGUCAAGGGAGGAGGAGAGAUUCUGCACAAGAUCCAAUCUUUGUCCAACGCCGUCCAGGGCACCAAGGCCACGAUUGCGUCGAUCAAUGAGAAAUCUGCGACUGUAGGAAAAGAUUUAGCGGCCUUGACUAAUUUGACAAGAAAUCUACAGAGUGCGCAAUCUAAUCUGCUAACCAGACAAGCCUUCGCCUCGUCAAUCAUUGAACUGAAGCAAGUUAAUCCAGGUUCAAUUCCCCAAAAAGCCCAGUCAGGUGAACCUUUGCCGAAAGACUGCGAUGCUAUUAUGAAAGAGGGGAAAUUCACGAAGUCUGGGAUCUAUAAAAUCCAACCAAAUCGCAUGUUAGGACCAUUUUUCGUUUUUUGCGAGCUCGCUGACCGUGGUGGUGGAUGGACGGUGAUUCAGAACAGAUACGAAGGCGCCGUUAACUUUUACAAGGACUGGCUGGAUUACAAAUAUGGAUUUGGAAACAUUGGCGGCGAGUUCUGGCUCGGUUUGGAGAAAAUGCAUCUGUUAACAACAGAUAAGGUUAACGAACUAGUAAUUGAAUUGGAGGAUUUCGAUCACCAAAAGGUGUAUGCGUAUUACUCGGCUUUCGCGGUAGGCUCUGAGGUGGAAGGGUACUCGUUAACUUUCCUCGCUGGUUAUGAUGGAGACGCAGGGGACUCUCUCAGCUAUCACGCCGGCAUGAAAUUCUCGACAAGAGAUUUUGAUAACGACCAGUGGCCUGACGGAAACUGUGCUACGACCCACAGUGGUGCCUGGUGGUACAAUGGAUGCGAUACGAGCAAUCUCAAUGGAAUGUAUUUAAACGGCGAUUUGCCUGAGAUCCACGAGUACAAGGGUAUGUACUGGUACGACUGGCAUGGACCAACUUACUCUCUUAUGAGCACAAGAAUGAUGAUCAGACCAAGAACAGACGCGGCGGAUGGGUUGGAUUCACAAAAGAAAAACUCCACAACGAGCAACAAUAAUUCUAAAACGAAAUUGACCGACAGGCAGAAGGCCGAGCCUGGUUUAAAAAGAGCUGGAUAAAAUUGCCAAAAUGAUUAAAGCGUUGUAGAGGAUAUUGCAAUAUUUGAAGUACGCAGUUUUUGGAAGAGAAAUAAAUAAAAAUAAUCACGUCAUUGAACGUCAUUAAUUUAUAUAUCUGACGUCAACCUGCGCAAUUCUUGACUCAAAAAAAAACAAAAAUCCUUGGAAUGAAGAUCAAUUUGAUGAAUUUAUGAUAUUGUUUUUGUCUUGAUGAUUUGUUCUUCAUAGCACGUUAUCCCAUUAUGUCUACAUUAUGCGGGAAUCGACGUCGGAAUGACGAUAAAGACGUUUAAAGAACUACGUCCUUUAAUUGUAAGAGAUAAAAGUAAUAAAAUUAAGUAAACAUCGAUCAGUUUUGCAAUCUAUAAAUAAUAAAGCGUUUGAUCACGAUUGCCAAGUUGCAUUUUGGGGCUCAAGCGAGACACAUGGAUCAUUUUUCGCUCUUCGUUGCUGUAGCAGCAAUUUUCGCCGCAACAGAUGUGGUGCAAGGGACGCUGUACGACAUGCAAGAAGGCAUACCUCAAUGGAUAGUGACGCCUUGCAGAACAGGAAAUAGGCUUGGAGCAUGGAUCGAAGACGCCGCCGCAAAUUACCAGAUGACUGAAGGUGGGAAGGUGGUGGUCUCACAGAAGAACAAGGAAUCUUGCAUGCGAGCCCCUGCUCAAGUGAUUCAGCAAGACUAUAAACUAACGAUCAGAAUAUUUGUCUCGCGAGAGGGUUAUAAUCCUGGCAGGAAAGAUGUCCUCGUAGUUAGAUUCGUGGAGGAAGGAAACGGCAUUGUGCAUGACGUUGACAUCAACCAAGAUUUGUUUGUCAUCGGCUGGCAAACAGUAACGUUUAACCACCCAAGUUUGAGUUUUGGGUCUAAAGCCUAUUCGGCUGAAGUUGCGUCAGUGAAUACAGGACAGGCCUACACUGCAAUAAGAUGGUUCAGUAUUGGCAGUGAAGGCCUAUCGCCUACCACUACUACGAUUGCCACUGAAUCGACAACUUGGGAAUAUCCCACGACCGAAAUUGAAACUACUACCACUGCUGAAGACACCACCGUGGAUCCUGAAACAACCUCCUGGACGAAUCCCUCGACUGUUAAUGCAACACAACCUACAGAAGCCACCACUCUGUUUGAGGAAGAAACAACAAGAGAUUCGUCAGAUUUUCCCACAACACCAACUCCAUUGACCUCUACCACAACGGAUGCUACAACAACUAGAAGGGUGGGCUGUCGUAGUAGCUGGCAUCGCAAGAAAAAUUAAAUAAAUAUAUGCUAAUGCUUGAGCCUCUCAUUGACAGAAUUAAUUUAAGUACAUUAUUCUCGUUGGAAUUCAACUACCAUCAAAGGUUGAGAGAUUGUAUUAUCCAUUUUUUGCCUACACCAGACAAUAUUGUAGCAAAUAAAAUUGAAAGGUAUUUUUAGAGAUAAAAAGUGAUAUACAUACUUGCUUGUUCAA